AUGGGACGAAGACCAGCUAGAUGUUAUCGGUAUUGCAAGAACAAACCUUAUCCGAAGUCGAGGUUUUGUCGGGGUGUUCCAGAUCCAAAGAUUCGAAUUUUCGAUCUUGGGAAGAAGAGGGCAGAUGUUGAGGAGUUCCCGUUGUGUGUGCAUAUGAUAUCGGAUGAGUAUGAACAACUUUCUAGUGAAGCACUAGAAGCUGCUCGUAUUUGUGCGAAUAAAUAUUUGUUGAAGCACUGCGGGAAAGAUGCAUUCCAUGGGCGUAUACGUGUGCAUCCUUUCCAUGUUAUCCGGAUAAACAAGAUGUUGUCGUGUGCCGGAGCUGAUCGUCUGCAAACAGGAAUGAGAGGUGCAUUUGGUAAGCCUCAGGGUACGGUAGCGCGAGUUGACAUUGGUCAAGUUAUAAUGUCAGUUCGUGCCCGUGAUCAGCAUCAAGCUCAAGUGAUUGAAGCUCUGAGACGUGCGAAGAUGAAGUUUCCAGGUCGACAAAAGAUAGCCGUGUCACGUAACUGGGGUUUCACGAAAUGGCCACGUGGUAGUUUCCAGGAGAUGCGUGCUAAGGGUCAGUUGGUGUCGGAUGGUGUUGGCGCGAAAUAUAUCCCUGCUCAUGGCCCCCUAGAACAAUGGAAGAAUUCACAAGCACGUCUAGCUGGAAUAAACGCGUGA
Trichobilharzia szidati is the source of this 666-nucleotide messenger RNA. The record is from the annotation of a GenBank genome assembly. NCBI's taxonomy places the organism in Eukaryota, Metazoa, Platyhelminthes, Trematoda, Strigeidida, Schistosomatidae.